This is a messenger RNA of Knipowitschia caucasica, 834 nucleotides long. The record is from the annotation of a GenBank genome assembly. Lineage: Eukaryota; Metazoa; Chordata; Actinopteri; Gobiiformes; Gobiidae.
AUGCUGCACACCGGAAAGAAGAACAACAACCCCGCAUACCCAGAUUACACUCCGUCCAUUUUCCCGCAAGCAGUGCUGAAGGAAUUGACUAAGAGUACCACACUUGAUCGCUUCAAGAGAGCACAGAAAAGAAAAGCACCAUCCACUACUCUAGUAUCACGAAAGGAAAGGAAGGUGAAGAAGCAACUGGAAUUUGAGGAGACAAACUCGUAUGCAAAGGCCACACAACUGGAGAGAAAGUACAUAAACUCCGAAUGCGCAACCACUGAUUUGGAGUCCGAAGAUGAGGCGAGUGAGCGAAAAAAGAGGAAAUCAAGACCAAAUCCAUUAUAUGUAGAUGGAGGAGAGGAGCCAGAAAGAGGUUCUGGAAAAAGAUUUGCAAAAGCACCACAGGUCAAUUUUCCAGAAAUGCCAGCAUCUAGCCAUUUUACGAAGGCACCCCUGUCACACACUGUCUCCAGAGCCAUCUGCAUAGAGGAUGAAGAAUUAUCUGAUCCACUUAUUACAAGCUUUGAUGCCAACUCUCUGACACAGUUUCAAUCACAGGAGCUCUUUAAUGAUGACAACAUAUUUACAACUGGCAGCAGUUCUUCUGGCCUUGGGUCACCCAUCCUCACCACCACGGGCGCAGCUCCUGAAAAAAGCUCCAAGGAAACAAAGCAAUUGUUUAAAGUCGGAGGGGUGGAUUCUGGCUGCAUGAUUCGGCGCAUGGCGUCAGCCGUCCUCUCAAACCAAUUGGCCUGCCUCUUUAACUGGAAGGGAAAAGGAGGUAAAAGGGCCUUCGAGAGCACCUCCUUACUGGACUGCAUGUUUGGUGAGUCUGUCUCAAAUUAA